AGUGGUCGGUGCGGCACCCACCAAUGUCGCCGCCGCUGCGCGACCCUCGCGCUUCACGAUGGAAGGGGUUGGAUCACGAGUCAUCCGCGGACCGGACUGGAAGUGGGGCAAGCAGGAUGGCGGCGAAGGGCACGUCGGAACGGUCCGCAAUUUCGAGUCGCAGGAAGAGGUGGUGGUCGUGUGGGACAACGGGACGGCGGCCAACUACCGGUGUGCGGGGGCGUACGAUUUGCGCAUCCUGGACAGUGCACCGACUGGCAUCAAGCACGAGGGCACCAUGUGCGACACGUGCCGGCAGCAGCCCAUCUUCGGCAUCCGGUGGAAGUGCGCCGAGUGCAACAACUACGAUCUCUGCUCGAUUUGCUACCACAGUGAUAAGCACCACCUGCGGCACCGGUUCCACCGCAUCACGACGCCGGGCGGCGAGAAGACGGUGCUCGAGCCGCGGCGCAAGACAAAGAAGAUUGCGGUGCGAGGCAUUUUCCCCGGUGCGCGCGUUGUGCGCGGUGUGGACUGGCAGUGGGAGGACCAGGACGGUGGCAAUGGUCGCCGGGGCAAGGUGAACGAAAUCCAAGACUGGUCCUCGGCGUCGCCCCGCUCGGCGGCGUACGUGGUGUGGGACAAUGGGGCGAAGAACCUGUACCGAGUGGGAUUCGAAGGAAUGGCCGAUCUGAAGGUGGUGAACGAUGCCAAAGGCAUGACGGUGUACCGCGACCAUCUGCCGCUGCUGGGCGAGUACGGGCCGGGUCGUGGGCCACACAACUUCCAGAUCGGUGACCAGGUGACGGUGGAUCUAGACAUCGAGAUCGUCCAAUCGCUACAGCACGGCCACGGUGGCUGGACCGAUGGGAUGUACGAGUGUCUCAGCACGACCGGCACCGUGGUCGGCAUUGACGAAGACCACGACAUCGUGGUGGCCUACCCGAGCUCGCACCGGUGGACGUUCAAUCCGACGGUGCUGACCAUCGUUUCGUCACCGGUGUCCAUGCUCACCGACAAUCAACCGCAACAGUUUGCGGUGGGCGACUUUGUGAAGAUCUGUAGCGAUCUCGAACGCAUCAAGAUGCUUCAGCGGGGACACGGCGAGUGGGCCGAAGCCAUGGUACCGACCCUCGGAAAGGUUGGCCGAGUACAGCAAGUGUACCACGACAACGAUCUCAAGGUGGAGGUUUGCAACACAUCCUGGACGUACAAUCCGCUGGCAGUGACCAAGGUGGCUUCUUCUUCCGACGGAUCGACGGCCGUUACCACGAACGGGGAACGAUUGUCCGCGAUACUGAAGAAACUGUUCGAACCACACGCGUCUGGCGACACGACGGAGGAGCUGGUAAAGGCGGCGGCGAACGGCGACAAGUCGAAGGUAGAGGAGUUCCUGUCGGGUGCGACGGGCACCCAAAAUGUGACCGUGUCUUCGUCGUCCGGCGCGGCCGAAUCGCAGCCGUCGGUGGUGGUGAAGGUGGACGUGAACGGUGUGUUUGCUGGCCACACGGCACUACAGGCGGCGAGCCAGAAUGGGCACCUGGAGGUAAUACAGGUGCUGCUGCGCUACAAUGCGGACGUCGAGAUCGAAGACAAGGACGGCGAUCGGGCCGUUCAUCAUGCCGCGUUCGGUGACGAACCGGCCGUGAUGGGGUUGCUGGCCAAGGCGGGCGCCGAUUUGAACGCGCGCAACAAACGCCGUCAAACGGCACUUCACAUCGCGGUCAACAAGGGCCACUUCAACGUGGUCAAGACGCUGCUGGAGCUGAGCUGUCAUCCGAGCCUGCAGGACUCGGAGGGCGACACGCCGUUGCACGAUGCCAUUUCGAAGGAGCACGAUAACAUGCUGUCGCUACUGUUGGACUACUGUGCGGACAUUAUGCUCACCAACAACAAUGGCUUCAACGCGCUGCAUCAUGCCGCCCUGAAGGGCAACCCGAGCGCGAUGAAGAUCCUGCUGACCAAAACCAACCGGCUGUGGAUCGUGGAGGAAAAGAAGGACGACGGCUACACGGCGCUGCACCUGGCCGCGCUGAACAAUCACGUCGAGAUCGCGGAACUGCUCGUGCGCAUGGGCAAAGCCAACAUGGACUGCCAGAACGUGAACCUGCAGACGGCACUGCACUUGGCCGUGGAACGGCAGCACGUGCAGAUCGUGAAGCUGUUGGUGCGCGAGGGUGCCAAUCUGAACAUUCCGGACAAGGACGGCGACACGCCGCUCCACGAAGCGCUGCGACAUCACACCCUUUCGCAGCUGCGCCAGCUGCAGGACGUCGAAGGCUUCGGGAAGAUCCUGAUGGGUCUGCGUAACAACACGGACAAGAAAGCAUCCGCAUCGAUCGCCUGCUUCCUGGCGGCAAACGGAGCCGAUUUGACGAUCAAGAACCGAAAGCUUCAGACUCCGCUGGACCUGUGCCCCGAUCCCAAUCUCUGCAAGACGCUGAUCAAGUGCUACAACGAGCGCAAAACGGAGGAUAUGGACAUGACGGCGGCUGGUGGCGUUGGGGGCACCACAGCCAAUGUGCAACCGAUUGUGCUUCGCGCAGCGCCCACCGACCCAUCGGCCACGGCAUCAAGCUCAGGCAGCGCUCCGUCAUCGUCCGGUGGCACCACUGCCACCAAUGCUCCCGCCGGUCCGAGUUCCAUGGCUGGUGGGGCAAACACGAACGUCAGUGUGAACAGCAAUAGCAGCAGCUCGGGCGGCAAUGGAGGCAGUGGCCCGCUGGACGAGUGUCUACUCUGCUCCGACCAGAAGCGCGACACCGUAUUCAAGCCGUGCGGCCAUGUGGUGUGCUGCGAAAAUUGUGGGCCCCACAUCAAGAAGUGUCUGAUCUGCCGCGAGUCCGUGUCGUCGCGCGAAAAGAUCGACGAAUGUCUGGUGUGCUCCGACCGGAAGGCGUCGGUAUUCUUCAAGCCGUGCGGCCACAUGGUGGCCUGUGAGCACUGCGCACCGAUAAUGAAAAAGUGUGUCCAGUGCCGGACGCAACUGGAACAGAUGGUCCCACUGUCGGUGUGCAGUGGUGGGCCCGGCAAUGUGAUCAACAUUCAGCACCACGCUGACGACGGCAAAAAGGACCACCUGCAUCAUAAUGCGUCCACCCAACAGCAGCACCAGCAUCUGCUGCAAGGCACAAACAAGGCUGGCUAUGGUGUUGCCAUGAACAACACGAUGUCGCCCAACACAAGCGCCUCGGUGACGACGAACCUGAUGGUGGGGGCUAACGCCACAGCAGGCGGUGCCAGCAGCAGUAUGCUCGGUGCAGCUGGGGGGCCAUCGUCGAGCAAUGCUACGGCGACGACGGCCUUGACUACGACCAACAACACCGGUGUCGCUGGCGGUGUGGCCGCCUCGGGCGUCGCACUGAACAAUCUGAACUUAGCCGACGACGUGCAGAAACUGCAACAGCAGCUUCAAGACAUUAAGGAGGCUACGAUGUGCCCGGUUUGCUUCGAUCGCAUCAAAAAUAUGGUAUUCCUGUGCGGUCACGGUACGUGCCAGAUGUGCGGAGACCAAAUCGACGGCUGCCCCAUCUGCCGCAAAACGGUCGAGAGACGGAUUCUUCUCUUCUAAGAUGCCUUCCUUCGUGCUCCGUCGGGCACCAGGCCCUCCAAGCUUUACACAUUUCCAUGCUGUUCCCCAUCUUCCCGGCACAACACUCUGACCCUGCACCCAGUUUGGAACUGCUUUUAAUUGUUUUACACUACCGUCGCACGGGAGACGGUACUUUCCAUUGAAUUAUGUUAAAUAUUUUAUGCUAUACGCGGUCGAUCGCUGGUAGCCAAACGAGUGCUACGGAACGAAACAAACGUUAGGUUUACAGAGAAACACUGGAUGUGAACAAGUGAUGCUAAGCUGACCUGCCGAUUUAGAGGCAAAACACUUUACGGGCAUAUAGCAUGCACCGAUUUAUCGUAUGUUGAUCGUAUAUCGCUUUAAUUUGCGUUCUUUUGUAAUCUGAUCUGAUAU
Messenger RNA from Anopheles bellator, 3946 nucleotides. RefSeq names its product E3 ubiquitin-protein ligase mind-bomb (gene mib1). Gene Ontology annotation, biological process: protein ubiquitination. Gene Ontology annotation, molecular function: protein binding; ubiquitin-protein transferase activity; zinc ion binding. Lineage: Eukaryota; Metazoa; Arthropoda; Insecta; Diptera; Culicidae. The transcript is spliced from 7 exons. The record is from RefSeq and is a predicted model, not a curated record. Gene Ontology annotation, cellular component: cytoplasm. The coding region runs from base 59 to 3550 and encodes 1163 amino acids.